Molecule: messenger RNA, 12283 nt
Organism: Belonocnema kinseyi
Lineage: Eukaryota; Metazoa; Arthropoda; Insecta; Hymenoptera; Cynipidae
Exons: 16
Coding region: 897-12038 (3713 amino acids)
Biological process (GO): regulation of gene expression
Cellular component (GO): nucleus
Source: RefSeq, a predicted model, not a curated record
GCAAGGUGAACUAACGCAGCUAAGGCAAGAUAGUGGUGAAGUGCGCGAUAUAGAACCGGCGUCGGACAUUUGUUUUAUUCUUGAACAUACACUGAAGUUUCGAAUUUCAGUAUAAUUACUGGCAUUUAAUUGAUAAUUUUCGUACCUAUUUCGCGAGACAGUUUGCGUAGGACAAGCAUCAUAUUGAUAAGAUGAUUAGAACUCGCGGAAUCUUGAACUGAAUAGUGCAACAACGCACAUCUUGGAUCGCCCUUUGCGUCGCAAUGACAACCAUUACAACACAGAUGAAUGCUGUCAUACAAAGGAUGCGGAGUAGAAAUGCGUUUUUCUUUGCCUAAGCAUGCCUAGAGUGUUGUAAAGUGGACUGUGAAUAGUGUUAGAUUAUUCCUCAUAUAAAACGCGGUACGUAAAACCUCCAAGGAUCUAGUUUAUGCGAUUCUUAGUUAAAUUUGGUCCUUAACAAAAUGGCGGCUAUGAUAUAUUUUGUCUUCGGUGCCACCAUUGAUUGGACAACGCCCAUUUGGCGUUACGUUCGCAGUUUCCGGAAAAAGCUGAUACCAGCAUACUUUUUUUCAUAAAGAAACUUUUUCUAGUAACUCAAACAAAAGAGUAAAUCUUUUUGUUUUGAUAAAAUCCUCAUCCUGCGUUUUAAUCAUUGAAGGUGACGAUCACUGGACGCAGAUCAAUCAAUUCGUAACUUAAUCACGAAUGCAAUGUUUUUUCAAAUUUGAAAAAAUCUUAAUUAGAACCAGAGGUACGGUCAGUUCAAUGAAAAAAAUCAUGGUUGCGCGCCAGUACUGAGACCGCGCUAGCCAAGCCAGCCCGCGGCGACUUAACAAGCGCGCGAAGGUGAUAAAAACAAAAUUACGAGUCCUAUUGAACUUUCAAAAGACAUAAUGAGAAAGUUCAACGUAUUAAAGAAGUAUGACGUCGUGAGCAAGUUCGACAAAGUGGAUAUGUUUGGCAGGGCUCGCGGGUUCAGAAGAACACCUAGUCCACAUGCAACUGAGCCUGCAUUGUUGUGUAACUUUGACGAAGAUGAAAAUUCAGAUAAACCUUCACCUUUCGAUCAAACUCGCACUGCUGCUACAUCGAUUAAAGGCAGAGUAGAAACCGAGGAAGAAAAAACUACCAACAAGAUCAAUGUGUCUCAAUACAUCGAGAAUAAAAAUCUAGAAUAUAUGGAAUUACACAAGUCCGAAAAGAAACACAGAUCUGAACGGAAAAGACAUAAGGAAAAGAGACACAGGAGGAAACAUGAGAAAAAAAGUCGUUCUUCUCAGGAUAGUCUCGAUAAUAGAUUAGCGAAUGUAAAUUUGAAGGAUGAUACAAAUAACUUCUUGCUGACGAUCGAAACUGGAAGGACCUUUAUGCACGAUAACAUAGACGACUUAUCGAAGUCGAUGCCUGCCGAUAUUGAUUUUGAUGUGCAUCAACUCUUUAACAGUGACGACGAAGAAUACGACAGGAGGUUAUCGGAUGUAAAAAGGUAUAUUCCAUUCCUGCAGAUGAUGAUUGAAAAGCAUCGUCAAAUGAAUGAUCUUGAGUCACUGAAGAAGAUGGAAUGUCUCUAUGAAGUACUAACACAGUCCAAGAAAAAGUUGAAAAUAGAAACUUUACGAAGAUGUGAUGACGUUUUGGAGAAAUUAUAUCACAAAGUAGAAGAGGCACUGAGAGAAGAAACAAAUGUAGAAUCACUCAAUGAUGACAUUCUCUCAACUGUUUCAUCAUCGCUCCGUAACACACGAUUUCAUCAGAUCGGUAAUUUAGAUGCCACUUUUGAGGUGGGUGGUAUGAGUCCAAUCUCUAGUCCCACGUCUAGUCCAACCCCUUUGUCUAGUCCUAACGAUAGUUUCCUUUCGGUUGAUGAUGACAUUGAUGACGAUGCCAUUAUUGAACACUUGGAAAGUCCUGAAGAUGGCGAAAUUUUCGAUGCGUUAGAGAACUCAAACAAUGAUACGGACGAUAACUCAAUCCAGUCGAUCAGUCGCAGUGCGAUUCCACAGUCCUCGAAGCGGGAUAGUGACAUGAGCAUUGAUGAAGAAUGGGACAUGCUCGAGGAAAAACCAUCAUCACCCAAACAAUAUACGCACACCUGGAAAUCAAUAAUCGUCACUGGUCACGACGUGGUAACAGCAGCAAAACUCGUCGGCAUUAAUAUUUCCAAGAGAGUCGCCUCUGCUCCAAAGCCUUAUACUCCACCCCCUAAACCAGUAGAAAUAAAGCAGCUGGAAAGUAUUUUUCCGAACAAUGAGAAUUAUGAUAGUUUCGAGGCUAGUCUGAAUGACACAAAUCCUCGAUCAGAGUCCCAACUAAAUGUUCCAGAAAACGGUUUUCAGUCUCCCGACUAUAAACUUUUCUUCGAUGAAAGAUUUAAUACGCCGAAAAAGCCGGAAGAGCCUCCACAACCAGUGCCUCCGCCCGCAAUUCAACCAGUUGUAGCUCCACCGAAAUUAAAUGAUGUACCAUUAAUUUCUAUGGCACAUUUGGAGGACUUAAUAAAAAAUCAAAGUGUUAUUUUGAAAGACGGAUUACAACAGCAGCAGCAGACUAAAGAUGAGAAGGAUCCUGAAAAGGAAAAAAAAGCAGCCAAGGCCCAAGAAUUUGAAACAGUAACACCCAUACGUAGAAAGCAAACUGGAAACGUGAAGAUAGUUCCUGUGACUCUCAAACUAGAUUCCUUUAUUACUGGUGCCAAGGACCGAAGUCCUUCGCCUGAGGCUCCCGUCGAUCCGAGAAUACGCGCGAGAAUGUUAAAGGAAAAAAAUGUAGACCCAAGGCUGGCAAAGGAGAAUGCUGCAAUUCCUCCUCGACCACCUGUAGGGGACUUAUAUUUUCUUCGUGAUUUCAAUAUAAAACCGAUUACACUUUCGAAUCCAAUUCAUACAACGUCAGUCAGCCCAACAACCGAUUAUACCCCUGCUGGAAGCGGCAAUCAGUGGAAUUACGGGUCAAAUAUUCAUAUGCCAGCCACGCUAAAUCCUUAUGGAAUGCCCAGAGAUACAAAUAUGCAUACAAAUUCGUGGGAGAUGAAUCUGACUAUAAACUCUAAUUUAAAUCCUAACAUGAAUAUCAAUAAACAUCUGAAUAGAAAUCCAAAUAUGGCUGAGAAUUACGGUUGUGGUAAUAACAUAAAGCCACCUAUGAGACAUGCUGCUUCUAAUUCAGCUUAUGAUCCUCAAAUGAAUUAUUCACAACAUCCUCAGCAUUUACUACGUCAACAAAACCUACACUGUUCAGCUCCUCUCGAUAACUUUAAUACCAGCUCGAUACAAUACGGACACCAAAACCCUCCAUCUUGGAACAAGCCUGGCGAUGCCAUUAAAAAUGUUCGAACAGUUCUUAAUAGAGAUCCUCGAUCUAUAAACAAUAUGAAGGACGUUCACCGUCUAGAGUGGAAUCGAGAGGGACAGACUACCAGACUACCAGAACGGGAAAGACACAAUGAUUGGGAUAAUCGAAAUCCAUUCAGCAGGGAUCCUCAAAUGAGGUUAGAACCUUUAGUUUUAAGCCCCAAUCAAGUUACAGCAGUAGCGGAAGAUACAAGUGUUGUCAGAGAUCAAACAACUGCAAAAGAUCAGAAUACUACAAAGGAAUCAACUACUUCAAAAUAUUCGACGAUUACAAAAGAUGUAACUGCUAUAAAAGAUUUAACUACUACAAAAGAUUCAACGAAAAAAAAAUUAACUAAUUCAAAAGAUUCAACUGCGACAAGGAAUUCUACAACUAAAAAAGAUAUACGAUCAACUGCCAAAGAAAAACCGAAAACAGUAGAUAAAGAGAAGGAGUCAAAGAAAGCAGAUGCUAAGCAUUUACACAAAAGUUCUAAGAGCUCCAGCAAAUCUAAUUCACGAAACAUGAAGGAAAAAGAAAGAAGCAAAAGUAAAGAAAAGACUCCGAACUCAGAAUCUAGAAGGCGACAGGAAGUUGAGAAAGGAGAUGAACCGCAAUCCCUUUUGGAAAGUCUCAAUGGUGUUGUUGAUAGGAAAGCAGCUGCUGGUGAACAAGUCUUGCAGAAAUUUAAAAUUCCUAAGUUGACAAAGCCAGGGCCUGUAUCGUCUCCGAUACUAAGUACCUCGACGGAUGCGAAGAGUUAUAGAUACGAGGAUUCGAAAAGUAGUUCCAAAAUUGAUUACUCGAAGAGUAGAGAUCGAGGAGACAGAAAUUUACAGAGCAAGGCUAGUUCAAGGACAGAUAAAGCGAAGGAUGAAGAAAAAGAGAGAGAUAAGGAAAAAGGCAAAGAGAAUAAGGAUACAAAGAAGGCGAAGAAGCAAAAGGAAGUUAUUGAAUCUGCGAAGACUAAAGACCAAAAAGCGAACAUUUCAUCUGAAGCCGAAAAAUCUCGCCUAAAGACCAUCGAGGAUUUAAAAAAUUUCAUAAAUAUGAUACUUAUGCAAGAAAGCGGAAGGAAAUUAUUGAAGAAUGAAAAAAUUUACGAGAAAUUUAAGAAGGUCUUUGAAAAUGAGGAAUUGAGCGAGUGCAGGCAAUUGGUUGAAUCAGAUUCGGACAGCUCCGAUUCCGGUAAAAGUGAACGCGUUACGAAGAAGAAGAAACGCUCAAAGAAGAAGAGACGAGUGCUUGAAUCCGACUCUUCUGACGCAGAAGAAGGAUCUCUUGCCAAAAGGAUCGAAAAAGUGGAACCACCUAUUAACGAAGAAAAGGAGGCCGAGGAACCAAAGGUGCGUAGGAAACUGAAAAAGAGGCCCGGUGCAGCAAAAGAACCUGAGGAGGACACGGAUAAGGAAUCUGAAAAAGAAACAAAGGAAGUUACAAACAAAGUAGAAGGCAAAGAUACGGAAACAAAAAACGAAAAAUUAAAGGAUUUGAAAGAACAACCUGAACUUAUAAAAGACGGAGUAACCAAAGAAUUUAACAAAUCUCUCAUUACAGAACCUACGGCUCCUAAGGCGAGAGUAAAACCCAGAAGAAAGAAUGCCCUAGAAAGAUUACAGGAAGACUUGAAGGACUACAUAAGCGCAGGAUUCAUAACCGCAGGUCAAAGGAGUUGUAGAUUGGCUAAAGAACAACAAGAAGUAGCUAACAACACUGCUGGCCCUAAUACUUCCAAUCUUGCUAACGAAAUUUACAAGAAAUCGCCCGAAAUCGAUGAGCAAGUGAAGUUUAAAACAAAACAGAAUGCUGGAUCUAAGUAUGCAAAGAAGACAGUUUCCAAGGAGUUAGGUUCAAAUUCACAGACCGAGGAAGAUCAGCCUUUAGCGGUUAGAAAGGAACCAGUCAAGAAGAAGAAAAUGUUAGGACCCAAGAGUAAACGACAAGCCAGGGACUUGGCGCUAGAGCCAUAUAUUCUCCUCCAGAGAGCCGAUACCUUGCCUCUGAGAAAACUAGCUAAAGCUAACGAAAGUCCAACUGUUCAUCGCUUUAAAACAGAAAUAACUAAGAGGAAAAGGGCGCGGUCUAUUGCAGCUGAAAGAAGAAGAAUUACACCUUCUUCUGAUAAGAAAGAUAAAGUACAGACUAUUGAUGACGAGAGACUCGCUUCUGAUAUUGCUUUUGCAAGCUGUGUUGCCUCGAUGAAGGCAGAUGAGAUGAAUAAAGCUGUCCAGGAAUCGUUUGAGAAGAGUGGUGAAGCUGAGGAGACGGUAAAAGAUUUUCAACCUACUGAUAAAGUCGGGGAAAAAUUUCCACUGAAAAAGAAGAAAAAGAAAAGUACUUGGCGUUUGGGUAUCGUUUCCAUUGCAAAUAAGAGGAAGAAGCAGCUUCAUGCGCAAGCGAAGCAAGCUGAUACCUUACAUUUAGAAGAAACCGCCAUAAGAAGAUCUUCCCUACAAGUUGUAGAAGAUCACGAACUAGCAAAACAAAUUCAUUGUACCAAUACGACACCGAGUGCGGAAGCUGAACCCGAUCAUACUGAAAAACAGGAACACAAUGAUUCUCAGACUACUAACGAAAUUCUAACAGUUGUGAGGCAGGAAAUAAACCCAGAGGAUUUGGAUCGGAUUGUGGGGAAAGAAGAUUCGAUCAUAGAACUUGAUUCACCAGGCGACAGUAAUUUGAAGAUAGUAGACGACAGUAUUAAUAACGAAGUACUUCGAAACAGCUCUGACGUCAAUCAGUUAAUUGAUUACGUGUGCUAUGGACAGGAAAAGGCCAAGUGCUUACAUUGCUUCUUCACUGGAAAGGGUAUCGUUCAUCAUUAUAAGACGGUUCAUCCAGAAAGGGAAGUCUCAGUUUCGAGACUCAAAGCCUUGGAAGCGAAAUCUGCGGUCCAGGAACAUAACGACAACGAUUUCGAGAAAACGUGCCUCGUUCCGACAAAUAAGAAAGACUACCACUUCAGCUGUAGGUUCUGUUUUUAUAAGAUCAAAGGUAGAAAAGAGGAAUCCAUGGAAUCAGCUUACGAACAUGUUACUUCACACACAGGCGAAUAUAGGUUUAAAUGCAUUGAGUGCAAUCACCAGGCAACCACAAGAUCUGCAAUAAAGAUGCACUACUACAAGAAUUGUAUGAAGCUUGGAAGAACUAUUCGCGAAGCGGUUGUGGAACAAAAGGCCCCACAAGAAAAUCGUCUGUAUGGAUACAUGUGCUCGUUGUGUAACUUUGUACAACUCAGAAUGAACAAUGUGGAAGAUCAUAUAAAAACCUGGCACGUGCGUGAACCUAGUUCUAAGAUUGUGAAGAUAAAUAUGUCUCUGGAUUCACCUAGUGGAAACGUUGUAGACGGUCCAGGGAUUUCAGAGAAACUUGUCGAAAUUUCGCUUCUGGAUACUUUGCCUAAUGAUUUGAAUGCUGAGGUUGAGAGAAAAGAGGCAGAGAAGGAAGCAAGAAAGAGUAACUUGAGCGCUUUCGUUUGCCCUCUUGAGUUUGAAAAGAAGAACGAAGAAAUCGAGCUCGUGAGGAAGAAGAUGCAGGAAGUAGGUGAGAAAAUAGGCCUUAAAACCCAGAAGCAUGAGGCGCAGAAGGGAUUCUCGAUUAUCGACAAACUCAAGGAUAGAAUGGAUACGACUGAAGAACCUCAAACUGCCGAACGCAAUUUUAGAGGCGAUCUAGAUUCACCAGAAUCUAACUUGAGGAUUGUUGAGUCAUUGAAUGAAGAAUCAGAUAAUUUAUUAUGUGCAGAUUCGUUAUUUAAUGCAGAUAUUUCUGAUUCUUGGGAAGCAUUAGACGUGAAUGAGCAAGAUAAGUCAUCAAAGUUGAAGGGUCCUAUUGAUGUUAAGAAUGAACCUCAGGAAGAUGAAGCGAGUGACAGUGAAGAUAUAAGUUUGAGAUAUGAAUACGAUUCCAGUUCUGAAAAUGAAGAUGCGACUGAUGUUAAUGACUUGCUGAAGGAAACUACUGACAUCAGGAAUCAGUCUAACGAUUCGAUGGUGACAACUAUCCAGAGGCUGGCUGCUCAGAUUCAGAAUUCGAAACCAUUAGAGUCUGCGGGCGCUGAGAUGGCUGCUGAUGAUGCAGCAAAUUCGGAUAGAUGUUUUUCAAAAAAAGAGAUUCCGAAAGCACCUGAUGUGCUUCCAAUUUCAUCCUUCAAGAGGAAGGCACUUUCCGGAACACAGAAACAACAGCUGGUUCAAGAGGUCCAGAGUUCAGAACCGAACAUGAAGGGUUCAAGUCCACCGAAGUUGUUUUUGAGAGCCAGACGUUUUAGUGGUGAUAUGCUUUCUGUCCCGGAACCCCCUUCAAAAACCGCGGAGCCUUCUCCUGUUGUUGUGCCAAGUACUGAUAAUACAAAUAUCGAAACAUCAGAACCGACAACUUCGAAUAUUGCGACUACAGACAGUGAUUUCUGCUUGGAGAUUUCAAAUAUCACGAGCUUAGCUGCAUCCAAUGAAAAAGAAACUCCUGCGAUGAGGGACAUUCCAAAGCCAGUAAAAGCUUCUAAUAUGAAAUUGUCAGGGUUUUCUGUUUUGAAAAAGAAUGGCUCCUUAAUUUUAAAGAGAGAAAAAAAUUCGCCUGCUCAUAUACUAUCGAAUCAAACUAUCACAGUAAUCAACCCCAAUUCACAAGAGACAGUUAAGUUGAUUCCGGUGAGCAUAACGCCCACAUCCGCGAUUUCACAAAGCAAUCAUUUGCCCAUAAUGAGUGCGACGACUUUAAAAAAUUUCAUUGAUUCUAAAAAGGUGUGCAUAGCAGCUUCUUCUCUUCCUAAUGUAAUCCCUACCAAAUCUGCUAUCCUCACGCCUAUCCCUAUUACAAAAGCUACCAUAAUUGGUUCCAUUACCAAAACUGCCAUCUUGACUCCCGUAACCAUAGCACCUAAUUUCUCGAUAAACGGCGCUAUCCAAAAUUGCGGCUAUACUCCUAUCAAGCCCAAUUCCCUCCCUUCCACUAAAGCUGGUACCAUUACUUCCGUCAAACCUGGGACUGUGACUCUUAGUAAACCAAGUACUAUCGUUACUUCCGCAACUUCACCAAACCGCAAACGCAUGAAACUUCUCAGCCGUAACACGGUUUUGAAGAAAAACGAGCAGGGGCCUCAGUGCGCUAUUAAAAUGAAGAUUGUGCCCGCUUACAAUGAGAUGAUGAAACCUGAGAGGCUACGACAGCUUUACAAGUGCAUGGGAAGGGAAUGUCCCUACACAACAGACUAUGUUGACAAUUUUCGGAGACAUUUUAAUAAGCAUUUUACUAGUUACAAUGUAAAUCGCAUUGGUUUAGUGCCAUUUGACUUUAAGAAGUGCGCAUAUUGCAACAUGUCUGUCGGAGAUUGGUUCCAAAUGGAGAAGCACUACGAGGAGAAACAUGCCUACUGCGAGUUCCAGUGCAAUUAUUGCUUCUAUAGAGCCCUUACUCAGGCGUACGUGGAAAUCCAUCAGGCAAACGUCCAUCCUGAAAAGUCUGUAGUAGUUCUGCAAGCUAGUUUCACAAACCAUCCUCGGCCUCAUGUAGAAAUAAAUCGUGUUGAGCGCGUAAAACCCUUUGUUUGUCAAAAUGAUUGCAACAAGUAUUUUUUUGUGCCAGAAGCAUUUUUAGCCCAUUUAAACUUAAAACAUGCCGCGCUCUCAGUUUUUUCUUGCCAUUUGUGCAAAGUAACUAGUUGCACACCGGAUCAACUUAUUGAGCAUUACAAGAAGCACGGAAUCCUAAAAUAUCAGUGUUUAUACUGCAACCAUGGCACUGAAACCAUGACCGAAAUGCAUAAACAUCUCAGCUCUAAUCAUUACAACAAAAAGCCUGUCUGUCUUGAAAGAAUUCUGCCUCCAUCGCCUACGAAGACAGAAAGCGCCAUCGAACAACUACUUUUGCGAAAUGCAGAAGAACAAUACACACUAGUUUCAAAAGUUAUCGGAGUCUCCGAUAAAAUGCCAGCUAAUUCGGAAUUAGAUGCGAGUAGGGACGCAAAAGCUUUAGUGCAAGUGAAACCUCUGAGUGAAAAAGCGGAGUCGAGAAAUUAUGCAAUAUCAGUAGAACCCACUCGAUCCAACAGUCCCCCAACUAUCCACAUAAUUUCCACCGAGAGCAAAGUAAGUAGUGAUGAUGCGUUAAAGAAAACUAAACAAAAUUUGAAAUACAAGCAGCAGGAGCCACAGAAGGCUGUUGAAAGUGCAGUGGAUGCUCCCGGAAUCUUCCAGGAUCUCGGCACUGAGGAUGAGUUCAUAAACAUGAAUUUGCUCGAUAAUCCGGAAUUUCUGAAGACUCAUGAUGCUACACCGAAAAAGACUACGCUAUUGGACGACGAAGAUAGUGAUAUAGAAAUAAUAAAACACUACGGAAUGAGUGAAAGUAGAGGUGCAUCUGUGAUCAGCGAUUCUUCAACAACUCCUGAUAAAACCCCCAAGGACCUGCAUUUGCUUUCGGUUGCGGAUAACUCAGACAUCUCAAAUGAAGCUUCUAGUUUCGAUGCUCCAAGUCCAUCAAAGACUAAUGGUUUUCUAACUCUAGGUGACAUCAGACACACGGGCUUCACUGGAAUGGAUUUGUACAAAUGUGGAACACUGAACUGCAACUUCUCGGCUCCGAAUUCUGUCAUUCUCCGGAACCACAUCCAAGAAUCAUGUCUUGUUAAUGUUGCCACUAGUUUCAACAAUGUCGUCAACUUACAAUGCAGUCAUUGUCUGAAGUACUUCCAAAAGAUCCCAUUCUUUAUUGAGCAUUUGGAGAUUCACGGUCUAAAGCGAUUCUGCUGUGGUAUUUGUGGGAAGAGAUACGCGUUACAGAGUCAAGCUGUCAUGCAUGUGUACAUGAAGCACAAAGUCAAACGUUACAAGCUUUUCCAUGCUGAUCCUAAAAAACGCUCUGCUGGUGGAUUAUUUGUUCUGCAGCCCAUAGAUAAAGAAAAAAGCAAGAUUCCGACUCCCAAGUUUGUAGAGAAGGAAAGUGCGAAAUUCGUGGAGUCCAACACUUUAGCCUUCUCGCCUAACCGAAUCAACCUUCUACCUUCUAACUCAAGUAUUGACGGAUGGGGCAUGACAUUAUUGAAUCGUCAAACAAAGACUAUUAAGAGGAAUCUGGAAAAAUUAAAUCCAGAUGCUGGUGGACCAGAGAACUCUAAAUCGGAGAGUCCUUCGAAACAAAUUAUAUCUCCAAUAUCAUCAGGAAAGAGUCUUCUCAAUACUUCCGGUUCUGUGGUUCUAGGUUCGGAAGAUGAUACUCAUGAGAAUAAUAAAGAUCCGAAUGACGAUGAUGUGCCCGAAAUCGUUAGCGAAGGUUCAUCAAGUGGCCAAACAAAAACUCUAAUUGUCCUAAUCUGCAAGCAUUGUAAAAAAGAGUUCAAAAGCAAACGUGGUUUCAAGAUGCACGUGAGAAGGCAGCACUUGAGACAAUACAAAUUCUUGUGCCCUCUAUGCGAUCGCAGUGCAAACUUGGAAUUUCAUAUCCAGCAACACAUUUAUUCGAAGCAUCCUAAUCGGCUAGUGAAACCAAUGCCCAAUCCAUCCAGUACAUCGAAGGAUGCUGAUAUAACCGAUGAGUUCUGGGUAAAGGAGUACCAAGUUCCCCUUGGCAAGGAAGAAAGAGGUCAAAAACGUAAAGCAAACUUCGAAGAGGUAGCCGAAAAAAGGUUGAAAGCAAAUGUGAUAGAUGAUAAAUUUGUUUGUGUGCAAUGCAACUUCGUAUCAGUGACCCGGCAAGCUCAUUUUUCACAUCUAAACACCCAUAAACUCCUCUACAAGUGCGCUUAUUGUAGUUACACUGACAUGCUUAAGAACGAUGUAAUAAAACACUCGAAAUCUGAUCAUCCGCAAUUUUCGCCUAAAGUGGAAGAAAUUCCAAUCACUCGAAAUUCCAAUAAAAAGUUUAAUUACGAGUGCUCAUACUGCAACGUGCGCUGCAAAACGCACUUUGCCAUGAAGAAACACUGGACCAGGACUCACAAGGAUCCGAAGCCGAAGAAAGGAGCCAAGUGGAAGAUAGGACUUUUUAAGUACAAUACUCUAGUUCAUUCAGAUAGCGGAGCCGUGAAGAUGGUCACAUCGCCGCCGGGCAACCAUCACAGAGUCUGCCACUCGCAUCUACCGCUCAAGUGUAACCCGGCGGAUCCAAUUCAGAUUUCAGAAGACUACCGGUGUCCAGAAUGCCGAUUCGUGGCGAAGACCUACGAGAUCAUGUACAGGCAUAUUAACAAGCACAUCAAAUUGUAUAAAUGCAAGUACUGCGAGCAAUCCUUCUGUGAAACUAGGCAGAUGAGGCUCCACGCCGAGCAAGUCCAUCCAGGAGGAGAGCCUAAAAUCGAAACUGUCAAGAAUUACGUAGAACAGCUCGAUGAUCUGUUGAGUAGAAUAACUAGGGGCGCGGGUUUCGAAUUAGAGUCUUCGGAAUAUGAAUCAGUUGUGAAGGAAUCCAUCCCUGGACCCGUCGUUCCAGCUCGUCCCUUCCCCAAGAAACUAGAAUCCGUCGCGAAAAAGUCGACGAAUCCCUUGCCGCGAUACCCGCCAGGUGUGAAAUUCUCCAACGAAGAUGCGAAAGUUGGAGGGAUUUCCCAUUACGGUGUCCCGAGAGCUUCCAUAGACAUGGGGUCUAUUAGCACUUACAUGGUAGUUGGAGGUCAUCGAAUGCCGGUCAGUUGUUUAACGCUUGCCCAACAUUUGGACAUAGAUCCUCGAGUGAUCAUUGUAGAUAUAAUGAAAAGACUGAAAAUAAAAUAAAAGAUUUGGUCCAACUUUUAUGACUAAAGAUCUCAAAUGCCGACCGUUUUAGUUUAUGUUAUGAAGUAAAAUUAGUAACUCUCACGAGUAAAGUUAAUUGUUUAUCAAAUAAUAUUUUCUGUUUAUCGUGUAUGUGGAAAAUACAAUUGGAUCGACUUGCAGCGUUCAACAAGAAAAGCUUCUUUCGAUCCAGUUGCAUUUUCUUAGAUGUAGUUUCGAGGUGUGAUUAAAUCGUUGUUUUUAAU